Messenger RNA from Dothidotthia symphoricarpi CBS 119687, 2930 nucleotides. Its product is annotated as zincin. Lineage: Eukaryota; Fungi; Ascomycota; Dothideomycetes; Pleosporales; Dothidotthiaceae. Gene Ontology annotation, biological process: proteolysis. Gene Ontology annotation, molecular function: metalloendopeptidase activity. The transcript is spliced from 2 exons. The coding region runs from base 194 to 2551 and encodes 785 amino acids. The record is from RefSeq and is a predicted model, not a curated record.
CCAAGCCUCACUGCCCCCGAGCGCUGACGACGACCAGGCUCUCCAGGCCGAUGGCUGUCGGGGGCUGCUCUGUUUUGCCCCAAGUUCCUGUACACAUAAACCUCACCCACCGUCUUGGACAGCCACCCGCCCAUGUCUUGCGCCGUGUUGUUGUAGUAGUCUCCGCUCCGCCUGCACCCAAACACACUUGGCCAUGUUAAUCCUCCGCCGGGCCCUCGCCCUCGCCCUGGCCGCCCUCGCCGCCGCGUCAUCCACCGCGCGUGCGCCCCUCCGCAGCAUUGCCCUAGCUCAAAAUGUGGACAUCCUGACGGCCGACCACCGCGUCACGGCCGUGUCGUCGUUCGACGUCGCCUUCGACGUCGCCGGCCAGCGCAUCCGCCUCAGCCUCGAGCCCAACCACGACAUCUUCGUCGAGGGGGGGACCAUAUCCUAUCUGGCCGCCGACGGCACCAUCGCGCGACAGGAGCCCAUCGACCGCCACCAGCAUAAAGUGUACAAGGGGAGGGCGCUGGUGAAGAGGGGGAAGAGCUGGCAGGAUGCGGGAUGGGCGCGCAUUGGGAUACGGCGGGACGGGCUGCAGCCGCUGUUCGAGGGCACCUUCAUGAUGGCCCGCGACCACUGGCACGUCAAGCUGACGUCGAGCUACCUGGCCACGCGCACGACGGGCGACCCGGACGUGCAGGUGAAAGACGACGAGGAGAUGGUCGUCUUCAAGGACUCGGACAUGGGCUUCUUUGGCGAGCGCGCCGAGCUGCGCAAGAGGAGCGAGGACCUGGCAUGUAGGAGUGACGAUCUGGGCUUCAACACGCACGACGACCACCCCGUCUAUGCGGGCAUGCGCGCGCGCGACGACAUGAUGACCCCGGCCCCCUUUGCCAACGUCUUCGGGAAGAGGCAGAUUGACAACCAGCCUGGCGGGAACGGCGCAGGUGUCAAUCUGGUGUCGACGAUUGGCAACACGGCGGGAUGUCCCGGCACCCGCAAGGUCGCCCUUGUUGGUGUCGCGGCUGACUGCACCUACAUCUCGUCCUUCAACCGCGACCGGAACCGCACCCAGACCAACAUCAUCGACCAGGUCAGCGCCGCCUCGGAGCUGUUCGAGACCAGCUUCAACAUCUCCCUCGGCCUGGCCAACGUCAUCAUCACCGAGCCCGACUGCCCGACGUCUGUGCAGCAGUCCACCCCCUGGAACCAGGCCUGCACCGGCAACGUCAACAUCCAAGACCGCCUGAACCUGUUCUCGCAGUGGCGAGGCUCCCAGGGCGACAACUACUCGCACUGGACGCUCCUCUCCACCUGCAACACCGGCUCAGCCGUCGGCCUCGCCUGGCUAGGCCAAGCCUGCACAUCCGGCUCGCAAGCCAACUCCGGCAGCAACGAGACCGUCGCCGGCGCCAACGUCGUCGUACGCACCAGCGCAGAGUGGCAAGUCAUCGCCCACGAAACAGGCCACACCUACGGCGCAGUCCACGACUGCACCUCCUCGCUGUGCGCAAACUCAAACACAGUAAACUCCCAGCAAUGCUGCCCCCUCAGCUCCUCCACCUGCGACGCAAACCAACGAUACCUCAUGAACCCCUCCACCGCAGACGGCAUCACCGCUUUCUCCCCUUGCUCCAUCGGCAACGUGUGUUCCGCCCUCGGCCGCAACAGCGUGAAAUCCACCUGCCUCACCGAUAACCGCGGUAUCACCACCAUCACCGGCCAGCGCUGCGGAAACGGCAUCGUGGAAGCAGACGAACAAUGCGAUUGUGGCGGUGCAGACCAAUGUGGAGAAAACUCCUGCUGCGACCCCACAACCUGCCGCUUCAAAAACAACGCAGUCUGCGACGACAGCAAUGAAGAUUGCUGUCGUAACUGCCAGUUCGCCCCUGCUUCCACCAUCUGUCGCCAAUCCGUCGGGCCCUGCGAUCCCUCAGAGACGUGCACGGGGACGGACCCUUACUGUCCCGAAGAUAAAACAGAAGACGAUGGGAAGUCAUGCGGCGAUGGCGUCGCUUGUGCGAGCGGACAGUGCACGAGUAGGGAUCUGCAGUGCAAGACUGUGAUGAGCGAUUACGGACAGUCAAACGAUACCUACGCCUGCGAUAGUAGGAACUGCAUGCUUAGCUGUGCUAGUCCGCGGUUCGGCGCUGGCGUGUGUUAUGGCCUGCAGCAGAAUUUUCUGGAUGGGACGGCGUGCUCCGGGGGUGGACGGUGCGAGAAUGGCCAAUGCGAAGGCGCAUCCCUCAACGGCGAAAUAACUUCCUGGAUCGACAACAACCUCCCCCUCGUCAUCGGGCUCGCCGCUGGUAUCGGCGGUCUCCUCGUCCUGUGUAUACUGUGUUGCUGUGUGCGCUCGUGUCGCAGGCGCAUGAAGCGCAGGAAAUACGCUGGGCAGAAUGUACCCCCGCCGCCGCCGUUGUCGUCGUAUCGUGGGCGCGGGCAUGGGGCGAGUAGCUCGCAGGGCCCGUUGAUGAGCCAGGGUGGGUAUGGAGGACAGGGGUUUGGUGGUGGGGAUGUGCCGUUGCCUCCGCCGGCGUAUAGUCGAGGGCAGGUGCGGUAUGGGUAGUGUUUUUUUACUUGGUUUGGGCUUUGGGUACGUGGGUUGGGAAUGUUGCAUUGUUUGGCGUUUCUUUGGGGAUGGGGGGUUGGGUUUACGCAUAUCCCAUUUGUUGCAUCGGAUUGUGUUGGACUGAUAGACUCGUUGAUAUACUCUGGGGCUAGAAAGAGUAGAUUAGACCAGACCGGAUCGAUGUGUUGUUAUCUGUAUAAUCCAUACCCCUCGUCAAAGCGUAGCACCAUACACCACACAACAGCACAUCUCCCAACCAUAAAGAAGCAGAACAUUCCAUACACCCUAUUUUACACCCCUCCCCAUCCCCCAUCAAACCCACACAUCAAACCCUCACCCUAGCACUCCUCUCAUCCCUCUCCCCGCCCGCCCCAAA